AUGUCAGAAGCCAAUACAGACAAGGUAAAAAUCAAACCAGCAGAAAGUUUUGAACAUGAUAAGCAAAAUAUUUCUUGGCUGAAGAAAGAACUGGACAGCCCCAUCCUACAGCCCCUUGGAGACCCAGACAGCUACACCAGCUCCCUGCCUCUCCCGGUGCUCCCUGGGGUGACGCCAAGCAGUGAGGACCAGCCAGAUAACCAUCUUACAAAUGAAAAACACACAGAUGAAAAGCCUAUGAAAGGCAUGGUUAUGAGCUCUGUCACAGAAUUCAGCAUCACAGACGCCUCAUCAAAGGGGACCAAAAAUGAGAAGAAAUUCUCAGAUGCGAGCACAUCAUCCAUUGCUUCCCUGGAGAAAUGCAGAGAAUUCACUUACAUUGAAGAUGACGCAUCAGUACAUCAGAGAGACAGUGAUGAUGAAUGUGCGACACUUAUCCUGGCCUGCUUGUUCUGCCAGUUUUGGGACUUUCUUAUAAUGCUGCCUGAUACCUGUGAACAUUGGCUGAUAGAUACCUGUUGUCCAUCCAAUAGAUACUACCAGACCUCAGAUGAAGACCACGCCAACAAUGACUGCAACUGUGACUGUGACAUUGAUUGCAGCCUUUUUGAGUCCUGCCAUGAGACUGGUGAAUGCCUGGAACUUGCCAUGGAGAUUUCUGAAGUCUGCUAUCGCUAA
This is a messenger RNA of Melopsittacus undulatus (budgerigar), 678 nucleotides long. It is a transcript of the gene MDFIC2, whose product is annotated as MyoD family inhibitor domain containing 2. The transcript is spliced from 5 exons. The record is from RefSeq and is a predicted model, not a curated record. The coding region runs from base 1 to 678 and encodes 225 amino acids. Lineage: Eukaryota; Metazoa; Chordata; Aves; Psittaciformes; Psittaculidae.